AUGCGUCCAGUUUUUGCGAGAAUCACUCGCCGAAUCUCGACGUCGAGGGCGUCGGCGUUCGAGCGAAAAGUCAUCGAAACGGUGUGCCCGCGCAUCCAUCACUACCUUUUCCCGAACAUUCCGACGCCCGCGACGUCGGCGCCGAAGGAGUACACGGGAGUGCUGCCGCCGUUGGAAGCCGACAACAUUGUGGAUCACUUUCGAGUGCUCGCCGAUCGACAGACCCACAAGUACAGAGAGUUGCUGCAGGAUGCGUGCCGUUUCGAUUUGGAACGUGCCAAAAAUGUGCUCGAGUUUAUUGAUGUGAGUGAAUGGGGCCGUUUUGCAACUGACUGGACAGUUGGCAACUAGAAAUCUUUUACUGCAAAGUGUACCGUUUUGUAGGGAAAAACGAGAAGGCUGAGUAGUUGUGAAAUGUCCGUCAGCAAACAAAAAUAGCAAUAAAAUGUUCAAUUUAAUUCGGUUGCGAAAUGUCCAUUAGAUUCGCAACUAAACUUUGCCGAAAUUACGACACUUUGCAACCCAUUUACCCAUUUUUAGCUUUUUCGGUUGCAAAGUGUCCUUGCUGACGUUUUGCAACUUUUGAAACCCAGGACACUUGGCAAGUAGCUUUUGGAAGUCUAGUUGGCAAAUACCUUGACGAAAUGGAACAUUUCCAGAAAAAAGAACUAUGGCGUUUCGAAACAGGCUGGACCCGCUACCCAUUCAACCUAACAAGCGAUGGCGCCGACUCGAUCGGACCAAUCGCAGCUCCGCCGGAUUCUGUCCUCUUCUUCGACAUCGAACUGGUCGUUCGCGACGGAAAUCUGCCCACUUUGGCAAUCGCCCUCGGUCCGAAUGCGUGGUACGGAUGGUGCAGCGAGCGGCUGAUCAAUUGCACGGACGUGCCGGAAGUGCCGACGCGAAAGGACCUGAUUCCGAUCGGAGACGUCGGCGCGGAGAAGGUGGUGAUUGGGCACAACGUGGGAUUCGAUCGGGCGCGGUGUGCGGAGGUGUACGAGAUGAAGAGCUCGCGGAUUCGGUUUAUGGACACGAUGUCGUUGUCGAUUCCGAUGUACGGAAUGGCUGAUCAUCAGCAGGCGCUCUACGAGAUGUACGACGUCGAGGAGAUGGAGAAUAAUGUGAGUGCAAUUAUAAGAAAACGUCAAAAUGUAUUCAGAGAGUAA
Molecule: messenger RNA, 1166 nt
Organism: Caenorhabditis sp. 36 PRJEB53466
Lineage: Eukaryota; Metazoa; Nematoda; Chromadorea; Rhabditida; Rhabditidae
Source: the annotation of a GenBank genome assembly